Liolophura sinensis is the source of this 1440-nucleotide messenger RNA. RefSeq names its product hydroxyproline dehydrogenase-like. Lineage: Eukaryota; Metazoa; Mollusca; Polyplacophora; Chitonida; Chitonidae. The coding region runs from base 1 to 1314 and encodes 437 amino acids. The record is from RefSeq and is a predicted model, not a curated record. The transcript has 8 exons. Gene Ontology annotation, cellular component: mitochondrion. Gene Ontology annotation, molecular function: proline dehydrogenase activity; FAD binding.
AUGGUUAUAGCUCGUCUUGCUUCCACAUCUUCAAAAUUAACUGAAACAACGAGACAUUCUUCCACGGAUAUUGCACCAGGGCCGUUUGGGGAAAAUCGCAAGAACGCGAAAGAAGAAUUAGUUAGUUUUGACGACUACCGGAGUGCAUUUAAGCAAAAAACUGUUGGAGAGCUCGCCCGGGCGUUAUUCGUUUUACGGCUGUGCUCUUUUAACAUUGUAGUCGACAACAGUCUGAAGUUGAUGGAGGCCUCGGAACGCCUAUUGGGCGAGUCUCUGUUCCACUGGCUGAUGAGACGAACAAUGUACGGACAAUUUGUAGCAGGCGAUGACAUACACAGCAUUCAGGCCACCACACAAAAUCUCAGACAAUGCGGGAUUGGACCGAUGCUUGCAAUACCGAUGGAAGAAGACGUACACGAGGGUUGCCGAGAUCUGGUACAUGAUGGUAAUUUACAAUCAAUCCUUGAUUGCAUCUCACUCUCAAAACAACUCGAUCCGUCCCACCCCAUGAUGCAGAUCAAGGUGACAGCCCUGAUGUCUGGGGAUCUAUGCUGCGCCGUAAAGGGUUUGGACCAAGAAGAAAACGAUUCUCUUCAGAGAGCAGUGGAUCGUUUUAACAGAAUUGGUCACUUGGCCCAUCAGAAAGGCGUGACAGUGUGGGUGGACGCUGAAUACACGUACCUUAACCCUGCCUUAAACCUGGUGUCACUAGCAAUGAUGCUCAACUUUAAUAAAGGAAGACCUAUCGUUGGAUAUACGUACCAAAACUAUCUCAAGAAAACCUUUGAUUUACUCAAAGCGGAUGUACAGUUCAUAGAGACGAAGGACAUUUGUUUCGCCGCAAAACUUGUGAGAGGCGCUUAUAUGGACAAAGAACGCCAUCUAGCGGCAACGGAAGGGUAUGAAGAUCCGGUACACCCAACGUUGGCGGAUACCACAGAUAUGUAUCACAGAUCUAUGGACUUAAUGCUGCGGAAAAUCGCCAAGAAUCCUCACAGCUACUCUGUUAUUCUGGCGUCACAUAAUGAAGGAACCAUUCAUCAGCAUCAAAGAGUACGACAUCGACCCAAGAGGGGGCAUGUUUUCUUUGGUCAACUUUUGGGCAUGUGCGAUCAAGUUUCGUAUUCUCUCGGGAGAAAGAACUAUCUGGUGUACAAAUCUAUACCUUACGGAUCUAUCAGAAACACUUUACCUUAUCUGUGUCGACGCGCCCAAGAAAACAGAUCUGUGCUAAAAGGCGUCCGUCGCGAGAGGGCGCUUUUGCGCAAGGCAUUCCGGGAAAGGGUUACGGGAUAUUCCAAGAUAGUUAAUUGAUAUUGCACAGAUUCUGCUUACAUUAAAAUAUGGUGGUAAUAACGCCGUCUACCUGAUCACGUUGCGUGGCAAAUAUUUAAUAUUUUAUUUGCCUGAAGUCAAGGAUACCCUCCAGUACCCUGAAUU